CGGGCGUUUCCCAAUGAGCUAAACUCAUGUGACAGUCCUCUCAUUUUGGAGCGCGGCGUCGCCACUCCCUUUGAAGGCGCGGGGCUCCUGCAAGGGCCGUAUGGCCUGGAGUCUUUGCGCGCUGGCCUUGACCCUGGUGGAGGGCAAUGAGCUGACGCCGGACGACCUGAAUAUAGCCAAGGUGUUCCUGGACCUGCACGUCUUCAACGGCACGCUGGAGCCCACCAGGUCGCCCAUGGGCGAGAUGGUGUUUAUGUCCAGCGCUGAGAAGGCAAAGGCGCAGGGCCUUGCGUGGCCUGUGAACUGGCCCACGCUGUGCUUCCUGGGCCUGGGGAGCGCUUCCGUGGAGCUCUUCAUCGCUCUGACGCGGCUCUUUCCUGAGCUCCAGAUCGUACUCCUCGAGGUUCAGGACCCGAGGUACCUGGCGGUGGCGGCCAAGGAGCUCCUGGUGGAUGCGCGGCACUUCGCCCUGCGCCCAAGAGGGACGGGA
Molecule: messenger RNA, 490 nt
Organism: Effrenium voratum
Lineage: Eukaryota; Dinophyceae; Suessiales; Symbiodiniaceae
Source: the annotation of a GenBank genome assembly